Messenger RNA from Tarenaya hassleriana, 1484 nucleotides. Its product is annotated as probable indole-3-pyruvate monooxygenase YUCCA8. NCBI's taxonomy places the organism in Eukaryota, Viridiplantae, Streptophyta, Magnoliopsida, Brassicales, Cleomaceae. The record is from RefSeq and is a predicted model, not a curated record. The transcript has 4 exons. Gene Ontology annotation, biological process: auxin biosynthetic process. Gene Ontology annotation, molecular function: flavin adenine dinucleotide binding; NADP binding; N,N-dimethylaniline monooxygenase activity.
CUCUCUCUCUCUCUCUCUCUCUCUCUCUCUAACCAAACAAAAAACCUUCAAAUUCUUUAUUAAAAAAAACAGAGCGAACCUCGUUCUUAGUCCCCUGUAAAACCCAAGAAAUGGAGAGUUUAUUCCGUCUGAUGAAUCAUGAGGAUUCCACUUCUCGACGGUGCAUUUGGGUCAAUGGACCGGUUAUCGUCGGAGCCGGACCGGCCGGUUUAGCGACGGCGGCGUGUCUCCGCGACCAGAACGUCCCUUUCGUCGUUCUCGAGAGAGCAGAGUGCAUUGCCUCUCUCUGGCAGAAACGCACUUACGACAGGCUCAAGCUUCAUCUCCCCAAGCGGUUCUGUCAAUUACCCAAAAUGCCCUUCCCCGAGGAUUUCCCAGAGUACCUCACCAAGCGCCAGUUCAUCCAGUACCUUGAGUCCUACGCAAAGCACUUCGAUAUCAACCCUAAAUUCAACGAACGUGUUCGGUCCGCCAUGUACGACGAGACCAGCGGCUUGUGGCGGGUCAAGACCGAGUCGACCAGUGACGAGGUCGAAUACAUUUGCCGGUGGCUCGUGGUCGACCAUGACUGAUCUUUUUGUGUGAUGCCACAGAUCGAUGGAUUGAACGAAUUCUCCGGCGAGGUCAUUCACGCCUGCGAUUACAAGUCCGGCGAGAAGUUCGCCGGAAAGAAAGUGCUCGUCGUGGGUUGUGGAAACUCCGGCAUGGAAGUGUCUCUCGACCUUGCUAACCACCUUGCUGUGCCUUCCAUGGUUGUUCGCAGCUCGGUCCACGUGUUGCCGAGAGAGAUCAUGGGGAAAUCGACGUUCGAGAUUGCGGUGGCGAUGAUGAAAUGGCUUCCUGUGUGGCUUGUCGACAAGAUACUGUUAAUCUUGGCAUGGUUCGUGCUCGGGAACAUCGAGAAGUACGGUCUGAAAAGGCCGAGAACUGGUCCGAUGGAGCUCAAGAACGCGGAAGGCAAGACUCCAGUGCUCGACAUCGGAGCUGUGGAGAAGAUCAGAUCAAGGGAGAUCAAUGUGGUUCCAGGGAUCAAACGAUUCAACGGUAACCGAGUCGAGCUUGUCAACGGAGACAAUCUCGACGUCGACUCGGUGGUUCUCGCCACUGGGUACAGCAGCAACGUCCCUUCUUGGCUUCAGGAGAGGGCGUUAUUUUCAAAGAGAGGUUAUCCCAAAACGCCGUAUCCGAACAGCUGGAAGGGGGAAUCGGGAUUGUACGCGGUGGGGUUCACGAGGAGAGGGCUCUCAGGCGCGUCUGUGGACGCUGUCAGAAUCGCUCAAGACAUAAGCUCUGUCUGGAAACUGGAGACCAAACAGCCCCUGAAACGCACCGCGGCUUGUCAUCGCCCAUGCAUUUCUCAGCUCCUUUAAUCUUCACACGUGUAUAUAUAUAUAUGUAGAUACAUAUUGAAGAACACACAAAUAUGCAGUAGAAGAAGAGAUAUUAGGAUAUAAUAGAAAGAUAUUUGUUCGUAUUCAGUUUGA